CGUUGGCUCAAGAGGAGAUCCAGGGCUCGCCUUUCUCAGUCUGGGGCUGCGUGGGACGGCUUCAGGCAGGCGGGGAGCUCGUUUGGAGGCAGGAAUAUCCACGGACACCCGAGAAGAGGCUCUUCCACAUUCCCGCUCCUGCUCUUCAGUGUCUUUGUCUGCUCAUCCUUGUUUUUUAGACUAACAUCAUCCUUUUGGUUUUAGUGUUGGAGGACUUGGCACAGACGGGACACCAUGGCAGCUACGGCUUCUUCUGGCAAUCGCUGGGUCCAGCAGACCCAGUCUCAGGUGGAUGAAGUUGUGGAUAUCAUGAGAGUGAAUGUGGACAAAGUCUUGGAGAGAGACCAGAAGCUGAUGGAGCUUGACGACCGAGCGGAUGCCCUUCAGGCCGGGGCCUCCCAGUUUCAGACCAGCGCCGAAGGUCUGAAGAAGAAGUACCUUUGGAAGAACAGAAAAAUGUGGAUAUGCCUGGGUGUGGUGCUGGUCACCCUCAUCAUCGUCAUCGUCGUGGCGGUGGUCGUCAUGCAUGGCUGAGCUGUUGGGCCAUGGGUGAGGGAGUCCUGAACCCACUGCCUGCACAUUCUCCGCACACCACAUCCAUCUUGCUUAUUAUCCUGAUUGUUUCUGGUUCAACAGGUUUGAGUGUCAGCUGUGGCUUAAUUGAAAUAAAUUGAAAGGAGUUUUUAUGUUUGUUUGAAUUA
Molecule: messenger RNA, 701 nt
Organism: Erpetoichthys calabaricus (reedfish)
Lineage: Eukaryota; Metazoa; Chordata; Cladistia; Polypteriformes; Polypteridae
Product: vesicle-associated membrane protein 3-like
Exons: 2
Coding region: 235-534 (99 amino acids)
Biological process (GO): vesicle-mediated transport; vesicle fusion
Cellular component (GO): plasma membrane; SNARE complex
Molecular function (GO): SNAP receptor activity; syntaxin binding
Source: RefSeq, a predicted model, not a curated record